Fusarium coffeatum is the source of this 1710-nucleotide messenger RNA. RefSeq lists its product as uncharacterized. Lineage: Eukaryota; Fungi; Ascomycota; Sordariomycetes; Hypocreales; Nectriaceae. The transcript has a single exon. The coding region runs from base 1 to 1710 and encodes 569 amino acids. The record is from RefSeq and is a predicted model, not a curated record.
AUGCUCGCAAAACACCUCAUCACCCCCUCACUUCGUUUCCCUGGUCCAUUUCGCCUGCCCCUCCCCCACAGCUACGGCAGCUACCGUGCAAGCUUCCUCCACCUUGAUAGACCCUGGCUAAACUUUGUCCUUCUCUCUUCAGCCGGCAUCCCAGCCAAAAGCAAGGUAGAUCCCAAGGACGUACCACCUCCUACGCCUGUUACUCUUCCUCGUUUCCAGCCUUUCGCUCAUCAAGAUGAUCCCGUCGAUGAUGCCACUGCGCUUUCAACUCUCCUCCGAAACACGGGACGAUCAACUGCUGCCCUCGGUCCUCUCGGUUUCUCUGCCAUUGGCCUCAACCUGAACCUCGAUGCCAAGCCUGCUGACCUGGUUCCUGAUCCAUCGUACAUUCCUAACUUCGACGAGUGGGACAAGUUGACGCCAGAUGAAGCCCAGGAGAAGAAUCAAUCUACCCGAAAGUCUUUGAGAAACGGUGGCCUCUCUCCUGGUUGCCAUGUUUAUCUAGAACGUAAGAAAGAGCUGUCCAAUGUCAACGAAGACGCUUUUCGGACUGUCAGAAGGCUUCCGGCACCCAAAGGAAAGACACAAGCUCGGCUAGGGAAUGCUUAUGAGUUUUUCCGUUGCCUUGAGGCAUUCACUUCCUUCUGGGACGACCCUACGCAGCCAACAUCUCUCCCUCCAUCGCCCGAGGUCUCAGCUGAAGCUACAUCAUCCGAUGGAACUGUGAACACUGAGGGUACAAAGCCUGCGAGUCCCAAGCCGGAUGAUAGCUCCAGCUUUUUCAGAACCAGUGCCGGUUCCUCGAUGCCGCUUGAAUAUCGCAACAAUCUCAUGACAGCUUUUAUCAAACUCGUUGCUUACGAUUUUGGAUGUAACGUCUCGCCUAGCCGAACUGAACCUCGACUUCAUUUCAGCUCACCACAAGGAUCUGGAUCUCGCAAAUCCUUCUGUCCCUCUGGCUGUCUUUUUGUAUUCCAGAGCCCGACAACCCGCGAAGCCGCCCGGGCAGGCGUGGUUCAUGGGCCUGUAGCUGCUGUCAGUGCGAGAGGAACAACUGACUUCACUCAGCCAGACCCAGAGACUGCGCAAUCACUCGACCUUGCUCGAGAAACCGUAGCGGCUCUCAUCACGGCGCAGCAUCGUGCACGUGAAGGAAAGACGGAGAAGCGCUUCGGUGAGGGAGAAUGGUGGACAACCAAGAAGCGCUGGGGAGGUGGCCCUGGAGGUCCCAUCGGACGUGAAAUCGAGAAGGAUACAGUACAGGGCGACAAAGACGCGAAACCAAGUGACGAGAACGGCUUACCAAUGCCACUCGCCAAGAAACCCCGUAAAAACAUGAGUAUCUACGACAACUAUCGCAUGAUCCGACCCCCCUCAGCACAUUGGGAUAAAAAGGCUCAGUAUGAAGCCAUAGGAAGAGUCAAGGGAGCUGACUACGACGAUAUCUUUGUAGUGAGCUCUCUGUUUCACCAUGUCUCAAUCCUCCGUGUCAGGGUGCCAAACAGACUGCUUGAAGUUCUGGAAGGGGCGGGCGAGCCAGAAGCAGGCAAGCGUAGCUGGGGUAAAGUUGAUGCGUGGAGGAGCCCCUGGUAUGAUCUAUUUGAUACGACGCAACGUAUAGCUGCUAUGAAGCUAGUAUGGGGCAUGAUGGCUUAUCAGAUGAGAAAGGAGGAUGGUAGUGAUGGGGAUGUCAAUAUGACCAACACCUGA